AUGGAUUUUUAUGAUCCGAAGUUCCUACAAAAUCUUCUAGAAGCAUCAAGAAGCAUCCAAGAAGUUGGAAAUCCAAGGCAACCCCGUCGUGGUGAACAUAGGGUUGUGGAAGAAUUCAAGGUGUCUGAAUUGCCUGAAUUUGUUGGUGGAACUGAUCCUGAAUGCUACUUGGAGUGGGAAAGGAAGAUUGAAAGAAUGUUCGAGUUCAAGGAAGUUGAUGACGAAAAAAGGUGCAAGUAUGCCAUUCUCAAGCUAAGUGGUGGUGCUUCAUUAUGGUUUGAAGGGCUUAAGGCCAAGAGAACCCAUGAAGGCAAAGAAAAAUUUUGUUCUUGGCUUUCUCUAAAACGAAAGCUAAGAAAGAGAUAUGUUCCUUCUACUCAUAGAAUUGCCACUUACAAGAAGAUUGCUGAUUUGAGGAAAGGAAAAAUGAGUGUUGGAGAAUACAUUGAUGAAUUUGAGAUGUUGUCGUUGAUGGGGGAUAUUGAAGAAAUUAAAGAACAAAAAAUGACUCGUUUUCUAAAAGGGUUGAACUACAACAUUGCCAAUGUUGUGGAGUUAUAUCCUUAUGCUGAUUUUGGAACUCUUUGUGGUUUGUGUUUGAAGUUGGAGGGGCAAGCCAAAGAACGUUAUGGUGGGAGUUCAAGUUCAAGUCUCGAAAGUCCCAAGUCAAAGUCGUGGUCCAAGCCCGAGUCUAGCAAUAGACAAAAUUCUGUUUCUACUCCUUCUGGUUCUAGUAGUGUUCCCGUUGCUCCUAAACUUACUAGCGGUACCAAAGAAACUAGUUUGGAGAAAAUUAGAUGUUUCAAGUGUCAAGGUUUUGUUCAUUACCAAAAUUCUUGUCCAAACAAAAGGGUGGUGACUUUAAGGGAGGCCAUUGAAUGUUGUGAAGAGUUGGAGGAAGAAGAGAGGUUGGAGGGUAUUUUUCAUGAUACACAAAAAGAAGAGGAAGAAGAGUAG
Messenger RNA from Lactuca sativa (garden lettuce), 957 nucleotides. RefSeq lists its product as uncharacterized. Gene Ontology annotation, molecular function: nucleic acid binding; zinc ion binding. Lineage: Eukaryota; Viridiplantae; Streptophyta; Magnoliopsida; Asterales; Asteraceae. The record is from RefSeq and is a predicted model, not a curated record.